This is a messenger RNA of Lotus japonicus, 1115 nucleotides long. RefSeq lists its product as uncharacterized. The record is from RefSeq and is a predicted model, not a curated record. The coding region runs from base 106 to 918 and encodes 270 amino acids. NCBI's taxonomy places the organism in Eukaryota, Viridiplantae, Streptophyta, Magnoliopsida, Fabales, Fabaceae. The transcript is spliced from 6 exons.
GAUUUGGGAACAUCUGUGGUUAAGGUUCUUUCCGUGGCACAAAUGCUUUUCCUUCUAUUUUUGUUUGUUUUGUCGUGCAAACAUCAAUCAUCAAUGUCUUGUUGAAUGAUCAACCACUUCAAAUAUCUCACUGUUUUCAGAAGAAACUUUCAAUCUCUGAUCACAAAUUCCAAAGAAGAAUCCAUGGCCCAGUUCACUACACACGGUCGCUUGAAGCUGCUCUUCAAUGGGGAAGUUGGGUCAUCCAUUUUGGAGCACAACAAGGACCCUUUUCACUACAAGUGCAGCAGAUCAGCUCUGACACGCAAGAGAAGGCCAACAAGGUACAUGGGUUCUUCAGCUGGAGGAAUUCUUCGAUAUGCAACUUCAUCUAUGAGAAACAAAGCCAACCGUUGCAAUGCGGAGGCGCGCUUCACUGCUGGCAAUGAGGGUGUGCAUGAUGAAUAUGAAUAUGAUUCUGAUGGUGUUGAGGAUUUUGAUUAUGAAGAUGAUGUGUUUGGGUUUGAUGGAGAUGGCUUGUCUUGUUUCCGGGGUCUGGUAUUGGAUUUAGCUUACAGGCCAGUCAAUGUUGUAUGCUGGAAACGUGCCAUAUGUUUGGAGUUUAUGGAGAAGGCUGAUGUACUUGAGUAUUAUGAAAAGACUGUGAACUCCCCCAGUGGAUCUUUUUAUAUACCAGCUGUCUUAAGGGUUCCUCAUUUACUUCAGGUUGUUAAAAGAAGAAUAGUGAAGAACAAUCUUAGUCGCAAAAAUAUACUAUUCAGGGACCAUUUCACCUGUCAGUAUUGCUCUUCGCGUGAGAAUUUGACCAUUGAUCACGUGGUGCCUGCUGCACUAGGUGGAGAAUGGACAUGGGAAAAUCUAAUCAGGGUCCAUUGGCAUUCAAAGGAAGCCCUUAUUGGAAAGCUCCGAAGGUUCUAAUUUAUUCAGGUUCACUUAUUUAUAUUUUAAUAGCAUCUUAGUUUUGUGACUCAAUAUCUUUGCUUUCUGAUGACUAAGAUUAUAAAGAAAUUCUAAUGGAUGCUGCCUUGCUGUGGAUCUAUUGAACUUGAACCUCCACUUGGAGGAGUUUUACUAAGCUUGCCUAAUAGAAGAAUUUUAAGUUUCCUUUGCACGUA